AUGGAGAGUGACUUUGAGCAGAAGCUCAAGGAUCUUCAGGGGGAAAAGGAUACAUUGUAUUCUGAAAAACAACAGCUUGCAGCAGAGAAGCAGGCUCUGGCAACAGAGGUGUCCCAGCUUAUAGGACAGUUUGGAAUGAAGACCAUGCUGGAGCCAGAAGAAGGAGUCCUACUGCCGGUCAGAGCCAUGGAUGCUGCUCUUCCCAACACGAGGACUGAUGCAGCUAAGCUGCUUUCUGCUCUUUGUAUCCUGCCACAGCCAGAUGACAUGAAUGAAAGGUUUUUGCGGGCCAUGACGGAAAGAACCAAGACACAUGACAUGGAGCACUUCCAGCCACUGUUGGGCGGCCGAAAAAGUGGGACCUCCAUUGCACUCAAGUUUGGAAUGAAGACCAUGCUGGAGCCAGAAGAAGGAGUCCUACUGCCGGUCAGAGCCAUGGAUGCUGCUCUUCCCAACACGAGGACUGAUGCAGCUAAGCUGCUUUCUGCUCUUUGUAUCCUGCCACAGCCAGAUGACAUGAAUGAAAGGUUUUUGCGGGCCAUGACGGAAAGAACCAAGACACAUGACAUGGAGCGCUUCCGGCCACUGUUGGGCGGCCGAAAAAGUGGGACCUCCAUUGCACUCAAGUUGGACUCAGACUUACCAGCUGGACAUGAGCUUUGGGUGGAAAUGGAGAAGACGGAGUGUGACUUUGAGCAGAAGCUCAAGAAUCUUCAGGGGGAGAGGGAUACAUUGUAUUCCAAAAAUCAACAGCUUGCAGCAGAGAAGCAGGCUCUGGCAACAGAGGUGUCCCAGCUUAUAGGACAGGUUGCCAAGCUGUCCAAGGAACUAGAAGAUGCCAAGAGAGAAAUUGCUUCUCUCUCUGCUGCCGUUGCCUUAGCACCUCCCAGCAGGGCUCCUGCUCCCCCUGCCCUUCCUUUACCUGCUGAUUCUGGCUCUGUUAUUCCACCCGCACCCCCUCCUUUACCAGAAGGGCUCAGCAUACCUCCUCCACCACCGCUUCCUGGGAGUGAUGCCAUUCCUCCUCCUCCAACUCCCCCUCCUCUGCCUGGAGGUGCUGGCAUCCCCCCGCCCCCUCCUUUGCCUGGGGUUUCUAGCAUCCCCCCACCUCCCCCUCUGCCUGGGGCUACUGGCAUCCCCCCACCCCCUCCUUUGCCUGGGGUUACUGACAUCCCCCCACCUCCCCCACUGCCUGGGGCUACUGGCAUCCCCCCACCUCCCCCACUGCCUGGGGCUACUGGCAUCCCCCCACCUCCCCCUCUGCCUGGGGCUACUGGCAUCCCACCACCACCCCCUUUGCCUGGGGCUACUGACAUCCCCCCACCUCCCCCUUUGCCUGGGGCUACUGGCAUCCCCCCACCUCCCCCUUUGCCUGGGGCUACUGGCAUCCCCCCACCUCCUCCCUUGCCUGGAGGAUCAAGAAUGCCACCUCCCCCUCCCCCUCUUCCUGGAGGCCCUGGCAUCCCCCCACCUCCCCCUUUUGGAUUUGGAGUUCCUGCAGUACCAGUUCUGCCAUAUGGUUUGACCCCAAAGAAGCUUUAUACACCAGAGGUACAGCUCCGGAGGCUAAACUGGUCCAAGUUUGCUGCUCAGGACCUGUCCCAGAAUUGCUUCUGGACAAAGGUCAAGGAGGACCGCUUUGAGAACAAUGAACUUUUCGCCAAACUUACCCAUACCUUCUCUGCCCAGACCAAGACUCCGAAAGCUAAGAAAGAUGAGGAAGAUGGAGAAGAAAAGAAAUCUGUGCAAAAGAAAAAAGAGUUAAAGGUGUUGAAUGCAAAGAUGGCCCAGACUCUCUCGAUCUUUCUGGGUUCCUGUCGCAUGCCCUACGAGGAGAUUAAGAAUGUCAUCCUGGAGGUGAAUGAGGCUGUUCUGACUGAGUCUAUGGUCCAGAACCUCAUUAAGCUGAUGCCGGAGCCAGAGCAGCUGAAAAUGCUUUCUGAACUGAGAGACGAGUAUGACAGCCUGACCGAGGCAGAGCAGUUCGGGGUGGUGAUGGGCACUGUGCCCUGCCUGCGGCCUCGCCUCAAUGCCAUCCUCUUCAAGCUGCAGCUCAGUGAGCAGGUGGAGAACAUCAAGACAGAGGUUGUUUCUGUGACAGCUGCAUGUGAGGAGCUGAGAAAGAGUGAGAACUUCUCCAGCCUCCUGGAGCUGACCCUGCUUGUGGGGAAUUACAUGAACGCUGGCUCCAGGAAUGCGGGUGCUUUUGGCUUCAAUAUUAGCUUCCUCAGUAAGCUUCGAGACACCAAGUCCACAGAUCAGAAGAUGACACUGUUGCACUUCCUGGCUGGGUUGUGUGAGAAUGACUACCCUGAUGUCCUCAAGUUUCCAGAUGAGCUCGCCCACGUAGAGAAAGCCGGCGGAGUUUCUGCUGAAAACUUGCAAAAGAACCUAUAUCAGAUGAAAAAACAAAUUUCCGAUGUGGAGCGUGAUAUUCAGAAUUUUCCAACUGCCCUAGAUGAGAAAGACAAGUUUGUUGAAAAAAUGACUAGCUUUGUGAAGGAUGCCCAGGAGCAGUAUGACAAGCUGCGGAUGAUGCACUCUCACAUGGAGACGCUCUAUAAGGAGCUGGGCCAGUACUUCCUCUUCGACCCUAAGAAGGUGUCUGUGGAGGAAUUCUUCAUGGAUCUGCACAACUUCAGGAAUAUGUUUGUGCAAGCAGUCAAGGAGAACCAGAAGCGGCGGGAGAUAGAGGAAAAAAUGCAACGAGCAAAACUAGCCAAGGAGAAGGCCGAGAAGGAGCGGCUGGAGAAACAGCGGAAGAGAGAGCAGCUCAAAGACAAGAAUGCAGAGGGCGAUGAGACAGGUGGGACAGACAGCCUUCUAGAAGUACUGCAGUCAGGCACUGCAUUCCGACGGAAGAGAGGACGCCGUCGGGCAAACAGGAAGGUUAGGUGUGCAGUCCCAUCGGUCCCAGCCUCCGAGCUGACCAAGGAUGAUGCCACGACUGCAGUUCCUGCCAAGGUGGCCAAGAACAGAGAGGGAGUCCCCACAGUCCUUGAGGAAACCAAGGAGUCAACUGGCUGUGUGAGCCAAGCUGGGGCCUGUGGCCACAGCAGCUCCUCGGUGGAACUGGCCUGCUGCUGUCUGUACAUCACACACAGCUUCAGCCGCCUGGAGGACAGAAGGAAAGGACAGUGUGGGGGAGGCCUGAGCCCAACCCCGCCAGCCCGCUGUUGUAUUUACUAAAGCAGGCUCCGUGUUUGCUGCCUUCACCCUGAAUGUCUCCUCGCUGUCACUCUGAGGCCUCGUCUCAGACAAGGCCCUUCCUGCAUCCUCACCCCUGCCUUUCCAGGGGGCUUUCACUUUCACCUCGUUGGCCUUGCUGGGUUUGUGCUUUUCUUUAGUGGUUUCUCUGGCCCUGAGAACAGCAUGGGGCUUGUGAACCUUGGGACUGUAUUUCUCCUCCCACUGCUGUCACCCCCCACUCCACUCUCCCCUCUCCUGGCCGUUGUUAUUUAUUACUAGUGAUGUGACAUUGGGAGCUACUUCUUAGGAAGCGGGGAGCAAACCUCAUCCUUUCCCCACCUUCCUGGGAAAGGCUUCCCAAAACAAAAAGGACCUGGACCACGUUAUCUAUUCUACAGUGGCCUGGGCCCGAGCCCGUGGGCAGGCAGGCAG
Molecule: messenger RNA, 3621 nt
Organism: Manis pentadactyla (Chinese pangolin)
Lineage: Eukaryota; Metazoa; Chordata; Mammalia; Pholidota; Manidae
Product: protein diaphanous homolog 1-like
Exons: 20
Coding region: 1-3189 (1062 amino acids)
Biological process (GO): actin filament polymerization
Cellular component (GO): actin filament; cytoplasm
Molecular function (GO): microtubule binding; actin binding
Source: RefSeq, a predicted model, not a curated record